This is a messenger RNA of Acanthoscelides obtectus, 3684 nucleotides long. The record is from the annotation of a GenBank genome assembly. Lineage: Eukaryota; Metazoa; Arthropoda; Insecta; Coleoptera; Chrysomelidae.
AACGAAGUUAGAAGUUUGAGGGUGGUUUGAGGUUAGAACAAUAAAUCAAAACAAAAUAAAAUCAUCAGUUCUCUUUUACUAAAAGAGGAAGUUUUUGUCUUACACAUAAGGUUGUCUAAUAUGUUGCUUCAAUUUUAAAGUUUUUAUGUGCUUUUGGGUGCAUUUCGCCAAUGGAUCGUUGUUCUGGACAAACCUACCCCUUAAAUUGCAGGACUAGCAAUCCUUGCAAGUAUUUCCUACAAAGAUUAUAAAGUAUGUCCAGAGAGUGCGAAAAAAAGCCAUAAGUAUGGUAAACUUUGGCAAUGAAAAUGGCAAAGAUUUUUGCAACUGGCUUGCCAGUGUUAAAUUAUCUCGAAUUGUUAUUAUGGUAUUAGUAUUCUUGAUACUCACUCCACUCAUAACUCACUUUUAUUUAUCAAAAGUUGAGCGACAUGCAUACCAAAUAGAACAUGGAGCUCAUUCACAUCAGGACCUACCAGAAGACUUAACAUACAUGACUGAGUUGGACUUACGAGUUGGUGUUCAGGAAUUACUUAGAAUAAGAGGUUCUGUGCUCAGUGAACUGCGAGACAUAGAGAAGAAAAGGCAACAGUUUAAACAAGAAAUACAGUCAUAUCAAAAGAACAUUGAAGAACUGAAACAAGAACUCUCACAUCAACAGACACAGCUGAAUCAAUUGAAAAUUUCUGUAGAGCAAGCACAAGUAGCUCAGAAGGAGGCAUUGCAACAAAAUUCACCUGAUCUGGCAUUACCAAAAAGGCUGACUGCUGAUACUUUACCUCAAGAGUUGCCACCUCUGUCACGAAACUCAUCAAGGAGAUGCAAAAUGUACAAUUGCUUUGAUCAUUCAAGAUGCUCCCUUACAUCAGGAUUUCCUGUCUAUUUGUAUGACCCAGAUCAAUACUCUGUGAUGAAUGAUGGUUGGGAUAUUGACGGAUUCUUAAAAACUACUUUGAAGCAGACAUUAGGCUAUAAUCCACACUUGACAAAUGACCCUAAAGAAGCCUGCAUUUACCUAGUUCUUGUAGGAGAAGCUUUAAAAGACACAGAUGAUGUUAGUGAAAAUGUAGGAAAUCAUCUCAACUUGCCUGCUUUAGACGCUGAUGCUUUGAAACACCUACCUUACUGGGGUGGGGAUGGAAAAAAUCAUGUACUAUUGAACCUAGCAAGAAGAGAUUUGAGUGCUACAUCUGGGGACAUCUUUUCUACAAUAGAUACAGGAAGAGCUAUUUUGGUACAGUCAACAUUUACACAGGACCAGUUUAGGGACAAUUUUGACUUAAUUGUAUCUCCAGUUCUGGGGCCACCUGGAGGGGAUGUCUGGCAAGAAUGUGCUAGUAUGCUACCUGCAAGGAGAAAGUAUUUACUAACUUUUCAAGGAGAAAUGAAAGCAAAAAAUAGUAUGUAUUACAUGUACUUACUAAUCUUAAACAACCUAUAUGGUGCCUACAAUACUUCCAUAUUUACCUUAGCUUUAACUGCUAUAUAGACACUACACAGGAAAGCAUCCUUGUUUAUAUAAACCUGUUACAUUAGCAUGUAUGAUCAACAGCAACUAAUCUAAUUUAUAACUCCCAAAUAAACAUAGUUAUUUUUUCAUAGGUAUGUUAUCAAAUCAAAGUAUCAGUAGCAACCUAGACAAGUUUGUUAUUGAGUAUUUGGGGCAGCUAUCAAACUCGCAGACUCAGGAUAAAUUUCUAUUUGAGUUUGAAUGCAAUCCUGCAAGUGAUACUAGCAAUAAUAUAGGGCCUCAGGAUUGGGCAUUAUGCGGUACAGAUAGUAGCAGAAAAAGUAUCCUGAAGGAGUCUACUUAUGUAUUGAUUUUUGCUCCAACACAGGCUGAUUUGAUCUCCACAACACUGCUGCAGGCAAGGGUUUAUGAAGCACUAAGAUCAGGUGCCAUCCCAGUUAUUUUAGGAGGGGAUCAGAUCAAGCUAGCAUAUAAUGAAGUGAUCCAGUGGAAAAGGGUUGUUGUUUUUCUUCCAAGAACCAGGAUAACAGAACUUCAUUUUCUCCUAAGGGCUAUUCCUGACGAAGAUGUGCUUAUGUUUCGUAGACAGGGACGUCUUCUUUGGGAGAGAUACUUAGCAUCUGUCCAAAGCACUUUGGAUACUGUUGUAGCUGUUCUGAGAGACAGGUUGAAUAUACCUCCAGCACCUGCUGAGUCCAUGCCGGCUAUAAGUGCUUUUAACCAAACAUUCCAACCAAACCAGGUUGCUAUAACAGCUGACAUUGAACAAGAGGAAAGUCUUGGUCCAUUAGAGCCGCCAUAUGCUAGCCCAGCUUACAGACGAAAUUAUAGCUUGUUCCUGGUACAAGGCCAUGAAAUGUGGAAUGAUUGGGGGGAUCCACUGAGACUUUAUCCUACUCUACCAAUGGAUCCAGUUUUACCUUCUGAUGCAAAAUUCAUAGGAUCUGGAAGAGGUUUUAGGCCUAUUGGACAGGGUCGAGGGGGUGCUGGGAAAGAAUUCUCCGAAGCAUUAGGUGGGAAUGUCCCGAGAGAACAGUUCACUGUGUUGCUGUUAACUUAUGAGCGUGAACAAGUGUUAUUAGAUUCGAUUGCGCGUCUGAGGGGUUUGCCGUAUUUGAAUUCUGUUGUAGUCGUCUGGAAUUCUCCACGUCCUCCAAAUGCCGAACUCAGGUGGCCCGACAUUGGAGUACCUGUACACAUUGUUAAGGCAGCUAGAAACUCUCUAAAUAAUCGAUUCUUUCCUCUCGAUAAUCUCCAAACGGAGGCUAUACUAUCCGUGGACGAUGAUGCUCACUUGAGACAUGAUGAAAUUUUGUUCGGAUUUCGUGUUUGGCGAGAGCAUAGAGACCGAAUUGUUGGAUUCCCGGGACGGUAUCAUGCUUGGGACGUGAAUACGAAAAACAGUUGGCUGUAUAAUUCUAACUAUAGUUGCGAAUUGAGUAUGGUUUUAACUGGGGCAGCUUUUUUGCAUCGACACUACCUUUUCUUGUACUGGAAGUGGUUACCACAAGCUAUCCGCGACAAGGUUGAUGAAUAUAUGAAUUGUGAAGACAUUGCUAUGAACUUUCUAGUCAGUCACGUAACUCGCAAACCACCCGUAAAAGUGACAUCACGAUGGACUUUCCGCUGUCCUGGGUGUCCGCAAAGUUUGUCUGAGGACGAUACACAUUUUCAAGAGAGACACAAGUGCAUUAAUUUCUUUUCGCAGGUUUUCGGCUAUACACCACUGUUGAAUACUCAAUACAGGGCAGAUUCGAUACUUUUUAAAACAAGAAUAUCCCGUGAUAAACAAAAAUGUUUCAAGUUUAUAUGAAUGUGCACUACUGAAGCUUGUAGGAUCGAUCGCAAACUGUAUGUGCGUAGUGUGUAUAUAUGUAUAUAGUAUAUUUAUGGUUAAAUUUUGUGAUAAAACAUAUUAUAGUGAGUAAAAGCAUUCAUGUUUACAGUUUAGUGCCAUAAACAUAUUAAGUUUUUGGAGCCAAUCAUAGCUACCCACAUCAUUAUUUUAUAUUGUAACACAACUAAUCUACCUAUAUUGUAUAUAUAGUAAUUAUAAUCAUCACGAUAGUGUCCAUAUAUUUAUUUGUACAUAAUGAUCUUUUUACUUAUAUGUGAUUUUAAUUGUUAGGUGUCCAACUAUUCUUCGCCAUAUACUGUGACUGUUAUACUUUGAAUUAGUAUGAUGUUUAUCAAUAAUAAAAGACAUUCUUACA